Messenger RNA from Cetraspora pellucida, 197 nucleotides. NCBI's taxonomy places the organism in Eukaryota, Fungi, Glomeromycota, Glomeromycetes, Diversisporales, Gigasporaceae. The record is from the annotation of a GenBank genome assembly.
AUGGGUGAACGAAAUGAAAAAGACAGUAAAACUAGCAAAACUUAUCCAGAAUCACAUGAUCAAGAACCUAAAGGUGAAAAGAAAGCAAUUGUUGAAGUUCCUGCAUAUCACUUUCAACUCUUGAAAGUACUUUUGUUGACCCCUGAAAUAACUAUUCUGGUUUUGAAUGAUGGAUAUAAGAAAAAGAAGAAGCAAAG